CCGAGCCGGGCCGGAGCGCGGCUCUGCUCCCUGGAAGGUCUCUGACUCUCCGUGGGGAAGGCAGCUCGGGAUGCGCAGCGCUCCUGCGGCCUCUCCUGCCCGUGGGAUGCGGGGCGUGCGGCAACGCGCGCGGGAUUUGCCCGCCUGGUGGCUGGUUCUGCAUGAGAGGAGGGAAGAUUUUUAGGACUGAAAGAAAGUACUAAGCUAUUUCAGUCUUUAUUUGCAUCAUCUUCUCUGUGUGGGGGACGUUAAUAGUUUUUGCAGUUGUGUUUACGGUCUGUGUUUAUAAACACCUCGGAUGCUCUCAUCAUUUAGUGAAACAGCGUUAAUAUUUACAGCUUACUCGGGAUGCUGAAUUCUCUACGUUCGUCGCGUUGGAAGCGAUGUUUGGGUGACCGAUGUUGCAUAAUAGUAGAUUAAGAGUUAAAAGUUGGAGAAGACACAAGGAGGACUAUAAAAUGCACUGCGUGCUGUUUGUUCUUGUGAGCUGGAAGAUUGAAUGUUGUGCAAUCCAAGAGAAACAGUCUACCAACCACUGCCACGUUUUCAUCUGUUGGUAAACAUCAGCUGCUGGUUGGUCUUGAGGGAGGAAGACUGAAUUAGAUCCAGAUGGAUAACUCUUUCAGCCCAUUUCAGACUUCCCAGUUGAUUUAAGACAGCAGACCUGAAAAAGGAGGAUGAGUCACGAAUCCAUUUUUCUUAAUAAAUUCUCUUAAGGAAUGCGUAUCUUCCUUCAAACUGGCGAGGUAACACAAGUGUAUGGUUUAACGCGAGCGUGUCAUCGGGUCUUGUACCCCAGUGUGCUGCUAGCGUGAUUUCCCAGUAAAAUGGAAAGAGGCAGAAAAAAAUGGAGUAGACCACAUGAAGAAGCAUGUGAAGUUUAUUUUUACGCAAAAUGUUAUUUGGAGGACCAAGUACACUUUUUCAGGCCAUGGAAGAUAAAAGACUAAUCACGUGAUAUCUUUGUUCUGUCAAAGUGCUGUUCUGUGCUAAGUCAACGUUGGUUUGUAUUAAGGACAAAUAUUAAUUUCUUAAUGUCAGCAUGUCGACUGUGACAAGCGCUCAGACACCGGAGGAACCUAAUCCCCCCCUCCUUGAAGAAAAGCCAAAGGGAAAAUCACUAUUUCAUUUGGGUUCGCUCUUUGCUAACAGGAGUGAAAAAUUUGUAAUUGCCAGGAGUGAUAGUGUACCAGAGGAGAAUGUUCUGAAAAUAACUAUCACGGAGACUACGGUCAUUGAGUCGGACUUGGGCAUCUGGAAUUCUCAUGCUCUCAUCUACCUCACUUUGUGGUUUUUUUUCAGCUUUUGCACUCUUUUUCUUAACAAAUACAUUCUUUCAUUACUGGAAGGAGAGCCCAGCAUGCUAGGUGCUGUUCAAAUGCUUUCAACCACUUUCAUUGGCUGUAUAAAAAUGUUUGUUCCAUGCUGCUUGUAUCAACACAAAACACGCAUCUCUUAUCCACCCAAUUUCAUCAUGAUAAUGCUGUUUGUUGGAUUAAUGAGAUUUGCAACAGUAGUCUUGGGUCUUGUCAGCUUGAAAAAUGUGGCAGUUUCAUUUGCAGAAACUGUUAAAAGCUCUGCACCUAUUUUUACAGUUAUCAUGUCUCGGAUGAUAUUAGGAGAAUACACUGGAUUGCUGGUUAAUCUCUCUCUCAUUCCUGUUAUGGGUGGCCUAGCUCUCUGUACAGCUACUGAAAUCAGUUUCAACAUUCUAGGUUUCUCGGCAGCUUUAUCUACUAAUAUCAUGGACUGUUUGCAAAAUGUCUUUUCCAAAAAACUACUCAGUGGAGAUAAAUACAGAUUUUCAGCCCCAGAACUUCAGUUCUACACAAGUGCUGCUGCAGUGGUUAUGCUUAUUCCAGCUUGGAUAUUUUUCAUGGAUGUGCCUGUGAUUGGAAAAAGUGGGAGGAGCUUCAGCUACAACCAAGAUGUUGUCGUGCUUCUCUUGAUAGAUGGAGUCUUGUUCCACCUCCAAAGUGUUACAGCCUAUGCCUUGAUGGGAAAAAUUUCUCCUGUGACUUUCAGUGUUGCUAGUACUGUGAAGCAUGCGCUGUCGAUCUGGCUAAGUAUUAUUGUGUUUGGUAACAAAAUCACGAGCCUCUCAGCCAUUGGGACUGUUCUAGUGAUAAUUGGAGUUCUACUAUAUAACAAGGCAAAGCAGCAUCAGCAAGAGACUAUACACAGCCUGGCGGCUGCAGCCCCACAAUCUGCACAAAGUACAGCUGAAGACACUGAGCCACUCAUUUCCAAGGAGUUGGAACCGUAUGAUUAAUAUGGCCAUUUAUUCUUCCAACCUAGUGUAACUCAAAGAAACUCUUCCUGAAAGUGGUUUGUUUCUUCAACUGUUGAUGCCGAUUUGGUUCCUUUGAGUUUGUGGCAGGUCAAGGCUGGGACUUGAAGCAGAGAGAAAGCAAUGGGAAGAAUCCAGUAAGCCUUGAUUUGCUGAGAAACUGAUAUACCAGAGGACCUAGUAUCAUAUAAUGUGGUAAACGUGGGCUUUAGUGUCUUUCCUUGACUGCAAAUAACGUACAAGCCUAUGUUAGAGUAAGAACGUCAGUGUCUCAUGGGAAAACGAUUCCUUUCUCCCUGUCAAAAUAAUGUGAAAACACGGACCCAUCACUGUAUUCUGCUUGCUUGCAGUGGAAAGAAGUUGGUGCGUAACUGAAAUUCCUAGUUGUUUGUUACUCUACGCUGCCUGUGUCCUCCAUCGUUCGUAUGCACUGCAGAGCUGGAGGAAGGAACCCCUUCCUCUCCCAACAAAUGACUUAUUUUGGUAUACGUCUAGUUGAAGUAAACUAGGGAAAUGAGUCCAUACCCCAAAGCAGUGAUGAGCAGCUAUUUCUGACUACAGAGCUAGGAAUGAAAAGUGAUUUUUCUACUGAAAUUUAACACGGAAAUAUUGCAUCCUGGUUGUGCAUUGACAAUAUUGAAAUGCAAGUAUACACACAUAUACAUGCACUGUAUAAAUGGGGUGUUGAAUUCAAUGUUUGCAGUUGCUUAGAGGUAAAAAACACUGAAAAUUUCUGGUGAUAAAGGAAACAGGAUCUCUGUAUUUCUAGAAGAAACCAUUUUAGUAUUUUAAUUUCUUGCAUUUUAUUAUAUGUUUCUGUUAUGAGGAAAUAGAUUUUUUUUAUUAUUAUUUUGAAGAGCACAACAAAAUACUGUCUUUCAGAAACUCAGGGUUAUAAUUCUGACCUGUGUGCAAAGUAUUUCUAUCAUUUCUGAUUAUGUAAAGAGUCUUGGAGGUAUCCGUGACAGAGGUGGAAGAGAGGUCACUAAAGGGAGGAAUAGUAACCGUAAACUGAGGCUCAUCUUUAUUUCUACUGCUUUUUUUAAGGAAAUUCUGUUUUGUGGUAGAUCAAAGAUUAAAAGUUAACUUUGAAAAAAUAAAAAAAAAUUCUUAAGUAUUAGUAAUUAGUUUUGGCAAAAAAGCACAUGCAGCUACAAAAACAUUCAAAUGGACCUUUUGGUAACAAAAUGAACAAUUAAAACGAGCUGAUUUUUGAUAAUUGUCACUGUUCUGAAAGAUUGUAGCAUGGCGUUAGAAGAAUGGAUAAAAUGGUCUUUGUGUAAAAUUUGUAGUAGGAAGUUACCAGUGGAGUUCCUGCAAAAUUUAAGCUCAUGCUCCCAUUUCCACACGUUGAGGUAUUCCGUUGGCUUUAGUGAACUAUUCUUGCAGAGAGCAAAACUGCCUCUCUGAAGAAGCUUGCCUUCUGUUGAAGUAGUGCGUGCUUGUUUUGUCUUAGGCUUACUUCAGGUUACAUUCCUGUACAUGACUGGUGGCCUGGGGCAUAUUCCCUGAAGACCUGAGUGGGAGGGAAGUGUCAGGUUUUUUCAUCAUUGUGUCUGUGAUGUCUGUGGUUUUCUGUUUCUUUGUACUCCUAGCCCUUUUACAAAAAGCUGUGGACUAUGGGGUGGAGCUCUGUUCUUCCUUUUUCUUUUUUCUUUUUUUUUUUUUUUUUUGUAGUUACACUUUUAAAAAUCCCAGUGUAUUUGGCAGAAAACAUUGUAUUUCUGCUCUUGUUGGAUGACAGAAAUGUAAGUGGCUUUCUAGUUGCCUAGCCCCAUUCUCAUGUAAACCCCUUCAUCGGCUGAUUGAGCUCUGUUUUGAAAGCUAGCAGGCUUUUGCCUUUCCUGUUGCUGGAAAACUUUCUGUGAACCAAACAGCUGGGAGGAUUUUGGAACUUGUAAUUUCUAACGUGUGUCUUAGCUUAUGAGUGGCUGGUGUAGCCCCACCUGUUCUGUGGCAGCAUGAUAAUCCUGUUCUACUAGGGGUUUGUUUUCACAGUGUUGAUCUUAUGUACUUUUUCUAUGCAGUUGUCUUGGCCUUUAUUUUUAUUAGAUUAAACAAACCAACCUCUUCACUGUCCACUUUUGUAAGACCUUUUCUUACUCCAGCCAUACUAGUAAUUCUC
Molecule: messenger RNA, 4415 nt
Organism: Egretta garzetta (little egret)
Lineage: Eukaryota; Metazoa; Chordata; Aves; Pelecaniformes; Ardeidae
Product: solute carrier family 35 member E2A
Exons: 11
Coding region: 1043-2272 (409 amino acids)
Cellular component (GO): Golgi apparatus
Molecular function (GO): antiporter activity
Source: RefSeq, a predicted model, not a curated record